This is a messenger RNA of Sapajus apella (tufted capuchin), 3599 nucleotides long. RefSeq lists its product as uncharacterized. The transcript has 8 exons. The coding region runs from base 1653 to 2813 and encodes 386 amino acids. Lineage: Eukaryota; Metazoa; Chordata; Mammalia; Primates; Cebidae. The record is from RefSeq and is a predicted model, not a curated record.
UAGCAGUGGAUGCUCUUCAGGUCAGUGUGGGUUAGAGGGAAUAACCAUGCUUGGAGAAGGGUUGGAGACGUCCAUUCUUACAUUAAACCGCUCUGCCCUAGGUCAGGUGACAGCGUAAGUGUCCCUUGCUUGAUUAUGAAGCAGUGAUACUAAUAAUAUUCCUCUGCACUUUCAGUUGAGGGAAGUUUCUCAUAAAUAUUUAUUAUUUAAUUUUCUUUAUACUGUGCUAAGCACUUGGGAUUCAAGUAUUUAAUGUCUCUCUAAAGAAACUGAAGACAGUGAGUGGAAAAACACAAACAGAUCAUUUCAACAAGAUACGGUAGUUCUACCCAACUGAGGUGUUGUGGGAGCCCGGAGGAUGGGAGGGUGUGUCAAAGGACAUCGCUCCUAAUGAUGGGGAAGCAUAAGAGAACAUUUUCAGGACAGACUAGUCUUCCUUGAGUCUCCCACAGGAGAGGAUCCUGGGGCAGGGAUGGUGUAGGGCAGGUGCCUCUCUAGGGAAGGGAUUUGCAGCAUCUGAGAGAAAGAGCAUCCCUUACAAGACAUUGGGGACAGAAAUGUAGGUGAAAGAGUCGGAGGUUUGUAAUCCAUUUUAUUCAAUCAUGGAUGAACACUGCUGAGAGGCCCCUCUGUGCUGGGCCCUUAGCUAAGGAUCAUGACCACAGAGGUGAGUAAAAUAGGAUCCCACCUUUCACGCAAUGCUCAGUCUAGUGACUGGUGAUUCAUGAGAAGUGUAGUGAUGGUGGGUUCAUUGGAACCAGUGGCCCAUGCCUCAUGAGAUGACCUCAGUGGAUGUCCUGGGCCAGUGAACCUGGACUUCAGCCAUAUUUCAGCAUCUCGCAAUACAGUACACCAACACCUCAGCUCCAUGUUGAGUCAAAGCAGUUAACACAGCCAAGGUAUUCAGAGGACACUGAUGAUAUCAGUAGCUAUAGGCUGUUUCCAGCUGGGGAAAUGAAGUAAAUUUAAUAAGUCUUCUAAAUGUGUCCUUGCCAUAAUGAUAAAUAACUUCAUCUUGAUAAUGAAUUAUAUUCUGGUAAGUUAAUUAUAACUUACCAUAAUGAGAAAUAACUUUAUCCUGAGUACAGCAGACACACAAGCCCUUGAGGACACAUGCCUGAGGAUUCUGAUGAAGAUAUGAUGUCCAAAUAUGUGCACAGUUGGACCUACAGGCCAGCUUUGAAACAGUGGAAGACCUAGUUUCAAAUUCAAGGUUGCUUUGAGUAGAAAUUCACUUUACCUCUCUUUGCAUGGCAAUGGGGCCAGUCUUCCCUAAGCUACCCCUUACAAGAAAGGGAAUCAUACUGGUAAGAAUUCAGAAUGCAGCAAACAUGGGUAAGUAAGGAAGUCUUAUAAAUGUGUUCUAGCCACCUAGCAAGAAACCAGGAAUUUAGCAAGUUCAUUCACAUUCAGGACAGUUGUGUUCACUAGAUCAGAGGCCCUGAGACAUGAAGAAGAGACCCCCCUAACAAGGGAAAGUGUUUCUUCCUGUCCUAGGACAUCACUGCCAACUUCAGGGAAGUGGGAACACAGCUGCCCGCUUUACAGUAUGGGCUGCUUUUGUGCCUGGAAUGUAUCUGAUGUCCCAAGGCCUGUACCUAUUUCAGGGAGCCUUGAGAGGAGCCUGAAUCACUGAUGGAAUUGGACAGUGCAUGGAGAUGGUUGAGCAGGACGAGGUUUCUGGCUGUACCUGUGGUGCCCCCAACGUCAGCAUGGUGGCAUCCGGCAGGACGUGUUCCAGGAAAACCACAGAGGUGAACUUUCCUGAUAUCAUCGAGAAUUCCUACUCCCAGCAGGAAGAGACCAAACCCAAUUUCAGAGACAGCAAAUAUAGACUUCUUAUGAGCCAGGUGGCCUACUUCCAGAACUACCAGCUGAAGACAUACAAAGAUCGAAAAGAUCACGAUGAAGAACAGAUAUACAGAGACAGCAGAAAUAAACUUCUUAUGAGUCAAGUGGCCUACUACCUGGGCUGCCAGCUGAAGACGGAAGUCCCUGGCUUUCUGUGUUGUGCCCCAAAUGUCAACAUGGUGGCAUCUGGCAGGUCUCCUUCCAGAAAAAGCACAGAAGUGAACAUUCCAGAAGGCAAUGAGAAAUCCUGCUCCCAACAGGAAGAAAACCAACUGAAUGUCGGAGCCAAGAAAAAUAGACUUCUUAUGAGGCAGGUGGCGUACUUGCUGAACUACCGGCUGAAGAUAUACGAAGAUCGAAAAGAUCAUGACGAAGAACAGAAAUGCCGAGACAGCAAAAAUAAACUUCUUAUGAGUCAAGUGGCCUACUACCUGGGCUGCCGGCUGAAGACAGAAGUCCCUGGCUUUCUGUGUUGUGCCCCAAACAUCAGCAAGGUGGCAUCUUUCAGGACUCCUUCCAGAAAAAACACAGAGGUGAACAUUCCAGAAGGCAUUGAGAAAUCCUGCUCCCAGCAGGAAGAUAACAAACCGAAUGUCGGAGUCAGCAAAAAUAAACGUCUUCUGAGUCAGGUGAACUACACCCUGAACUACCAGCUGAAGACAUACAAGAUUAAAAAUGACCAAGAAGAGGAAGAAGACCAAGGCCCACCAUGCCCCAGGCUCAGCAUGGAGCUGGUGGAAGCAGAAGAGCCUGAAGUCUUCCGGUACUCACUGGAUAAAUUGUAUUCAACGUAUACAGCUUAUCCUGAGUUUUACUACACAUGCCAGGCUUACACACAUGCCAUUUUUUUACUUGUGGAAGAGCAUGUUCGCCUGACUUUGGACAUGGACAGUAGGUUUCUUACUAUGACAGUGAUAAAACUCCAGUUGGUCUACCGGAUAGGGGUCAUAUUCCCACACUAAGACAACAUGUCACCUGGGACUCUGCCGGUGCAGAGUAUGGACAACACCAUGUUCUUGCUGAAACACUUAGCCUGAGUUUCAUAGCCUGAGGUAAUCUCCAGACAACUUCAGAAUGUAGAGUAGUGAGCAGCACGCCUGACCUGUCUCCUUCAGACAGCCCAUGUCACCACAAAUCACACAACUAAAAGGAGAAGAGACAUUUUGGGUCGAAAAAGAGUCAAACGAUAAUGUAGCUACAUUGCUUUAGUUCUUUUGAACCCAAAGUGUCUCCUCACCUUUUUGUUGUCAUUGAUGGUGGUGACAUGGGCUUCUUUGUAGAGGACAGGUCAGCUGUCUGGCUCAAUGAUCUACACUCUGAAGUUGUCUGAAAAUGUCCUCAUGAUUAAAUUCAGCCUAAGUGUUUUUCCGGGAACACUGCAGGGUCAAUGCUACCUCACCCAUCUGCAGGCAGAGAUGGUCCCAUGUGUCUACCACCAUGAUCAUGGUACCAGGACUAUUCCACCAUUUGUCUACGACCAUGAUCGUGGCACCAGGACUGUUCCACCAUUUGUCUACCACCAUGAUCAUGAUACCGGGACUGUUCCACCAUUUGUCUACCACCAUGAUCGUGGUACUGGGACUGUUCCACCAUUUGUCUACCACCAAUAUUGUGAUACCCGGACUCUUCCACCAUUUGUUUAUGACCAUUAUCUUGAUACCAGGACUGUUCCACCAUUUGUCUAUCACCAUGAUCGUGGUACCAGGAGUGUUCCACGAUUUGUCUAUCACCAGGAUCGUGGUACCAGG